AUGGCUCUGAAACCUACCUACAGAAGUUCGCCAAAAGUUACGUCUUAUCAGGGUUUGUUUCACUUCUUUAUUACAGAUAUUGACGAGUGUCAAUUAGGGUCUUAUUCCUGUCAUGUCCAAGCACAGUGUCUAAAUGUGGCUGGUUCCUAUAGCUGCAGAUGUUUACCAAGCUACGCCGGUGACGGGCACAGUAAUUGCAACGGAGUGAUUCGCUUGGUAGGCGGUGGAAUUAGCUCCGGACGGGUUGAAGUUUAUCAUAACGGACAAUGGGGCACAGUGUGUGAUGAUAGCUGGGAUAUGAAUGACGCAAAUGUGGUGUGUCGCCAGCUUGGCUUCUCCAGCGCGUCCUCCGCUCCUGGUAAUGCAGCAUAUGGUCAGGGAUCAGAACCAACCUGGAUGGAUAAUGUAGCCUGUCAAGGAGGGGAGGCUUCACUAUUUGCAUGUACUCAUAAUGGUUGGGGAGUGGAAAACUGCAAUCAUGGUGAGGAUGCAAGCGUUGUUUGUAACGCUUAGAUUGCUAAAAACUCUGCAUAGAAAAGGUUUAAUUAUGCAGUAUCUGGUCCCCUUUGGUUGAUUAUCUAAUUUAGCAAUAUAUAUAUUACUACAUUAACUAGAGGUUAGUCUAAAGUUCAGUUCGAUUUAGUUUAUACCAUUCGUACAAAUAACUCUCAUCUAAAAGAGAUAUAUACAGCGAUUGUUUUCCUUUUUUUUAUCAAUACAGUAGGAUAAUUAGCUGAGUAGCACAAGAGAAAAUGUGGGAACAGCCCCAUAAAUGUUCUCUUUAGGACCUGACGUUCUUAAUCAUUGACUUCAUAGUUGAGGAUCUCAGUAAACCGAGACGUUUAUAAGUAGAAGUUCAAGCUCAAAACUGCAUGUGCAUAGUCCGUUUAAACGCUAUGGAUUACAUGUAUGUCAAGUGAUUUCGCAGAUACCCUCGGCGGGUGCUCCUCAAAAUCCCCUGGCCAGUCGCCGAUGACCAAAAGUUGCUUUGUCACUUAAGAUUUGUAGGGAUUUAUAAUAUUUAGGGCGUAAGGUGCUUUUGGAUAUCAUGAAGGGUGAACCCUUAUAGAAUCAUAGGACCCUCUUCGCCAAAUAACUACUUUGCGUAGUCACGAUAAUUGGUAAAUAUAUCGUAAGAGAUAUAUUUAGAAGGUAAUUUAAAGGCCAAAAACUCUUUUUAUUCUCGUCAUAAUCUACACAUCACCCAAACAAACUUUAAAAAAUUUGAUUUGAACAAAACGCGAUUAUUAUUAUUAUCAUUAUUUUUUUUUUUUUUGUCUGUGGGUAAGAUUAUGUUUUCGCGGUAAACCUAUGCUACUGAUGAAAUAGACGACGAGGCCAAGUUAUGUAGUUUAAAGAAUCUGAGUUUUGUUAAUUUUCAUUACGCGAUACAUUUAUUAAAGGAAGGAAAAUACUAAUUGCUCGCAUCUUUCCGUCUUGGCUUAGAAAGCUCUCGACUCAACUUAUUUUAACAUGAGUCACAGGAUUCGUGGGAGACUAACAUACCAAAAUGGAGGCAUAUUUAAUGAAAGUUUUCGAUAAUUAUUUUUUCAAAUUGCGUUUUGUUCAAAUCGACAUUUUCUUUGGUAUGUUUGG
Orbicella faveolata is the source of this 1596-nucleotide messenger RNA. Its product is annotated as galectin-3-binding protein A-like. NCBI's taxonomy places the organism in Eukaryota, Metazoa, Cnidaria, Anthozoa, Scleractinia, Merulinidae. The record is from RefSeq and is a predicted model, not a curated record.